AUGAGUCUCUCCGACUCCGACAGCCCACUCUCGUCAGUGCCAUCCAGCGGCGACGAGGGAGAGGACCAAUCCUCUCCCGAAAUCCCCGUCAAGAAGAUUUCCAAGAAGAAGCAGCAGCAACAGCAGAAGAAACAGCAGCAGCAGCAGCAGGCUCGGAAGAGUUCCACACCACCGCCUCCCCGAAAACCGCGACGCAAGGAACAGCCUCAUGUAGCGACGCUGUCGGACGCCCCCGAGCUGGCGUUCAUCGUCAUGUUCCGCUCGCGGUUCGCGGACGCGUUCAAGGGCGUGCCGAACUUGGGGUGCCAGGACAUUGAGAGGGGUGUUGUGGACUCUACACCGAGCGAACAGGUGGAGGUACUGCUCUGUCGUCUGCUGGGCCUGGUGCUGAAUAGGAAGAAGCCUGUUGAGCGCGGCCAUUAUCAACGUCCACUCGAAGAGGCUGUACACGCUCAUGUCACCCAAUGGCCAAGAUCAUGGGAUGGAAAAAGCCCGUUUGCGGGAGGUCGCCAUUUCAGCGCCUUAGAUGCCCCACAAAGAUUGUCGGUUUUGAAGGCAUUGAUAAACUGGGCCUUAACCUCUUCGGAAACCAUUCGCGCACUCGUCGCGGAAUCUUACAAAUCAAGCCGUCAUGAGGACGAUCUUAACAUCCCUAUAUCGGUCCAGCCGUGGGGUCGGGACGGCGAUAAAAGGCGGUAUUGGCUAAUUGAAGGGCGAGAGGAUACUCCAUUCAGGUUGUACCGGGAAAGCAAUCCUGCGCUCAAGACUGUCUCGUGGAUUAACGUCGCGGGUACCAUCGACGAAGUCCGCGCAGUCGCGCAAGAGCUCGAGGAUGAGGACGGCACUAAGCACGCACUCGCGCUGAAGGAGAAGAUCCUCAGCGCCAUUCCGCGCUUUGAAGAGGGCGAGAUUAGACGGAAAAAGCGCGAGUACCGCCAGUCGCGAAAGGCCUUCUUCAAGCAGCCCAACGGCACCUCCCUCUACGAAGGGCGCACGCGUGGUAAGCGUAUUAAGUACACCUUCUCUAGCGACGACGAAGAUACGCCUGCCAGCGCCAACAACACCAAGCCUGGUUCCGAGACUGAAGACCACCAACCCCGCUUCACAGCAAGCGGAAGACAGAUCCGGAAGCCGGCGAUGGGAGUAUACGGCGAGCUCAAGAUCAACGGGUCUAACGGCACGGCGACGGGCGAUGCAACACCGUACGCCGGCAGUGAGCGUAGCUAUGGCGGCGAUGCCACGCAGGAUUGGGAUCACGAGUCGGCGUCGGAGGAUUACUCGGACGAGGAGGAUGAGUGGCCGCUACAAGAGGAGGAAGAGGAGGGCGCGCCAAAGAAGAGCCUCAGGAUCAUCCUAAGGGUUAAUAAAUCGAGAUUGCCAGAGUCCACGCCUCCGCCGGCGAAGAGCGGCGCCGAGGAGGAGGUCAAGGCGAACGGAUAUGCUGGCGGCGGCGCCGAAGAGGCGAAUGGUGUCCACAUGCAGCAGAGGACUGAGAUUGAUGUACUUCCGGACGCGCCGGAGGUCCAGGUCAAUGGGAAGGGAUAG
This is a messenger RNA of Morchella importuna, 1545 nucleotides long. RefSeq lists its product as uncharacterized. The record is from RefSeq and is a predicted model, not a curated record. Lineage: Eukaryota; Fungi; Ascomycota; Pezizomycetes; Pezizales; Morchellaceae. The transcript is spliced from 5 exons. Bases 1 to 1545 code for a protein of 514 amino acids.